Messenger RNA from Rhinocladiella mackenziei CBS 650.93, 681 nucleotides. RefSeq lists its product as uncharacterized. The record is from RefSeq and is a predicted model, not a curated record. The transcript has a single exon. The coding region runs from base 1 to 681 and encodes 226 amino acids. Lineage: Eukaryota; Fungi; Ascomycota; Eurotiomycetes; Chaetothyriales; Herpotrichiellaceae.
AUGGAUGGUCAGAUAAAUAGUUUUCAUGACAACGUUGAAGUUAGAAAACACCUACUCCCGCCCACACCCCUUAUUCCCAGUUCACCACGACCGCUACUCCAUUACCCGAGCUUCCUAUCUCUCGAAUCCGAGUGUAUGGCAGCCCAAGCCUACGACCUCAUGUCCAAGAACGGAUGGCAAGUUCAAUGGGUAUUUCGCUAUGGCCCGACUCAACCAUCCCACUACCACUCCGCCGUCCAUGAGUGCAUGGCCGUCCUCUCGGGAACUGCGACGAUCCGCUUUGGUGUCGCAGAUACUGCCUCCGACCUGGAAGAAAGUACUCAUGGUUCUGGUAAGGAGGACGGUGGAAUCGAACUUCAGGCACGUACUGGCGACGUCUUCGUGUUGCCGGCCGGAACUGCGCAUAAGACCUUCGAUACUCAGCCCGCUGCUGAAUUCAAAUUACUCACUCCCGGUGACGGACAUCACAUCGCGGCAGCAGACGUGAGGCAUGCAUUGACCAACUUGAAGCUUUCGGGCUUUACCAUGAUUGGCGCCUAUCCGAAGGACGGCGGCACCUGGGAUUUCGCUAGGGGCGGUGAGAAUGUGGGCAACUACGAGCAAGUAUGGUCCGUCCCAAAACCUGAGAACGAUCCUGUAUUGGGAAAAGCCGAAGAGGGUCUUUGUGGACAAUGGCAGUAA